CUGGAGAAUCCGAGAAACUCUCUGGUUAAUAAAAAAAUAAGUUUACUGUUAUGCUGCACCUUUUGCAAAUUGGUGCUUGUUUAUGUAUAAAGAAAUCAGUUGUACGACUGCAGUAGGACUUUGUUGCCACUAAAAGGUCCUUUUUGAGCAUGUUAUAGUAGGGUAUGUCCGUUACGUUUUGACAUUAUGGAUGAUAAACUUGCCUGACAAGUAGCAUAAUGUAAAUGAAGUAGGCUAAAUCAACUAAAUGUUACCGACAAGUGACACAGUGGCACUGACUACUGACUAUUUUUACUUAAAUGAGACAUGCUUUUUGUACUUAGUUAACUUAUACUUAACCCUCUUAGGACAGAGCCUUUUCGGGGUGAAUGUGCCAAAAAGACGGACCACUUUUUACGAGCUCGGCACUCGCAUUGCAAACAAAUUUAUAAUAAAUAAACAUUUUCCUUAAUAUAUGUAAAUAUGUUCUUGUAGUCUUGUAGGAAACUGAAUGAACUAAUUAUACUAAACUAAUACAAUCUUUAUGAAUCAACCUGAAAUAUUACAAUUUAUGCAAAUGAGGUAAUCUGAUUUGCAUAAUUUAUGCAUGUAAUUGUAAUAUUUUGUUAAGACCUAGAAUAAACAUGACUUACUUGUAUCAAUUGUGUGAAUUUUUUUAUGGAUGAAGCCUAAAUAAGUCCUAACACUUAUGUCUAUGUUUUUGGGAAGCAAGGCCCAUGGAGGCCCUUCAGAUACAUAUGGCACACAAUACUACUCCUUUUCCAUCCCCCCACCCUAUUUUUCAGUUGUUACAGACACACUGUAACAGGCCCCAUUUAUGACCUAGGGACCCUCUCUUAAGCUGGUUUUUACUGAGAAAUUUGUCUGCAUAUCUAUUGGUCUCUCUCAUAAACAUUUGAGUGAUAUUUAAUAUAAAAAAUAGCAUAAAGUAUUCAAAUGGUCAAAUGGGGUGCUUAUGCCUUAUUUAUAGGACCUAUGUUGUCUAAAAAUGCCCAGUUGAUGACCCCUAAAACUAGUAAUACGAAACCAAGAGUUCACAACAUUUCAUUAGCAUUACCCUCAAUUUGAAAGUCUUCAUUAAUUUACUGGUUGUUUUCAUCAGUUUCAGUGUCAGAUUCACUGCUAGAAUAUCAAAAUUACUAAGCACACUUUGAUCAGAGUCACUGUCAGACAUGUUCGAAUUUCACGAUAUAACUAUACACACACAAAAAAAAAUUCCUGCACACAAAUAAAUCUAGUUCACCAUCAACGAACGGCGCCACUACAAUGCCGGGAUGUGCAGGAAUACGUACGAAUAUAUUUGAUUCCCUGGUACAACCCCAAGCCAGCCAAUCGUGAGGCUCGAUUUAUAGGGCCGAUGGUUCGGACUUACGUCUUUCUCGCUAGUCAACUUUGGUCAACCUUACGGAAACUGUUUAUUGAAAUAUGCUCAUUAUUAUUCAUAAUAACUAUUUUGAUUCCUAGGAAUAUUUUUAAAUUUACCUUCACUUUUGUAACUUAAGGCUGAAAUUAAGAUAGUUUAGAUAAAAUGCCACGACGUCUUUUGGGUGUUUACGUGCGGGAGUCACUUCCCUUUGUUUAUUUUUAGAGAAUUAUUUUUUUAUCUGAGGCAUAUCAUAAACGAAAACAAUAAUUUUGCAGUGAAUACUUAUUUUUUAAUAUAAGAUUUACGGCAGGGACACUGUCGUUUACUCAGCAUCGGCAGAGUGGUGGAUGGGGAACAGUGCAGCAAUCACACAAGCCCACAUCACUACUGGCACAGGCUAUACAGCUAGCCAAAAUAUUACUUGAAGUUAUAUUAUAAAUCAGGAAGUUUUAGUGAUUUGAAAAUUUGUUUGGUUUUAGAAACAGGACAUUUAGGCGUCCGAGAUACUUUUUCGGAACACUGGCUGCGAUUGUGAAAAAAACGGGACAAUCCUGUUUUUACUGGAUGUUUGGUCACCCUAACUUAAGGUGACAGGACCAACAGUUGGACCUGAAGGAAGAGAAUAAUAUAAUUUCUUUCCCGUUUUCACUGAGUGUUAUUAACAGUCAAAAACUUAAUCUGAUGAUCGAUACACGGUUUAUAUGAAAUAAGUUAAAAUAUGAUUUUUCAAUAUUUGGUUUUUUACUUAAACUUAACUUACAAGUUUCAAAAGAAAUAAAAAGAGAAAAUCAUCAUUGCUGAUACCCAAAGAUGAUCAUGGGAAAAAAGAUAGUAAAAGUGCUGUUAUUUUGAUUGGUUGAAAACAGAAUACCAGUAUGCCACUCAUUUAUAUAAUUAUAAUGUCACAAUUUAAUGAGACAUGUCAACAUAAUUUUAUAAUUAUAACCUCACAAUUUAUAUACAAAAAUAAGAGACAAAAAAAUUUUUAAAAUGAAGGUAAAAAAAACCAAAUAUGGUAAAUAAAUUAAAUACAGAAGUAAAUUUUUAAAUAUUUUGAGAAACAGAACUAUGGCCGGUAGUUGACAUGGGAAACCUCCAUGAGCUAUAAACCAUGGGAGAUAUCACCGGCCCUGCUGCUAACUGCCUUUCAGCAUAAAAGUUAGGUAGUAGGGUAUAGCUGCAUAAGCUUACUCCCUGAAAAGUGAAAUACCCUCUACUCUAACCCAUCGGUUCUUUACCUUUUUUUCAGUGUGAUAGCCCCUCUCGAUUUCACAACAAUUCCCUCACCUUCCCCCUCAGAAUAAAUAAUAAAUAGUAUUGUAUUUAAAAUUCACCGGUAGUUUUCCUUCUUUAAUGAAUAGUUUAAAAAACUUGCUAUAAAUAUUUAAAAGAAACAAUGCACCAUUACAAAUAUUGCACAAACAAAUUCACCACAAAAAAAAAUUUCUGUUGCUAAAAAACAGUUAAAAUAAACUUAAGUUUUCAUGGUCCCUCGCACCCCAUGGCACUACCUCCCACACCCAGGGAUGUCAUUUGGGUAGGGCAGAGUGUAUUUUUCCCCCUGAUUGUGCAGGUUUUGUUUAAAUUGCCAUGCACUGUGGCGCCCCCAGUAAUAAACAACUCAACAAACUGGUCAAGUCCCCCCCCCCCUGAAAACAACCUGAAUGAUGUUCCCCUGAAAACAACCUGAAUGAUGUUCCUGCCCAUGCUUUCUGGUUAAGUUAACUUCUCCUUUAGCCUGUUUAUUUAGCAUGUUUGCAAUGCUGGAGCAGAACAUAUGCCUGAUUUUUUUUUUUUUUGAUCAAGCUCGGCUGCUGUUAAAAAGCACUUGCAAUCAAGGUUCCGCUUCAUGUGGAUAUCACACACUUACAUUUUUUAACCUUCAGGUUUCUUGAAAAAUAAUCUAGUUUUGUGUGGCUUACUUUCAGCUUAUCUCUUUUAUUGGUCCACUGUUCAAGCUAGCUGUUAACUGCAUAAAGGAUUUUUUUUUAAAUACCUGCUUUCAGUAUAUAGUCUUUUUAUUGCUAAAAAAAACUCAGCUAACCAAUCAUUUAGUCAAUAAUCUAUAUGAAAACUACCACUGCCUGUAAAUAAUAAUAAUUAUAACUAGGUCUCUAAUUUACAUUUUAAAUAAGGUCUGUCCUACUACUGGCUUAUACUUAAAGCCUAAUAGGAGUAUUAGUAUCAGUAAAGAGCUAUAGCCUAUAAUUAAACUAUUAAGUUAGAAGCAAAGAGGAAGUGACAUAAAUAAUACACAUUUGAUAAAAUGAUUGUGUUAAGAUCUAGAACUGGAACAAGUUAAUAUAAUAUUAGUAGAAUUACUAAUACUAAUAGCAUUACUACAUUAUUAACCUAUUAAUUAUUAAACUAUAAACAAAGUAGCGUUUUUUCCUAACAAUCAAAAUCAAUCAUUCUUUUAUCAUUUACACAUAAAUUGAUUGAUUAGCAAAUUUUUAAAUAUGUAAAAAUAUUGUAUGUACUGUACAGGUAAGCUCUCUCUUAUUAAGGAUAAUUUUUAAACAUUAAAAGUGUGUCUUUGUUUGACUCAAAUUACCAGGGGUAACAUGUUAAGUUCAUUCGUUAAUCUUCGGUCCUUUCAAAGUAUUAGCAACAAUUUUUCUGGGGAAAUAAAAUUGAUCUGACUUGUAGUUGUGAGAACAGAAAAUAACUGGGAAAAAUACAUGCAACCUUUUUUUUUUUUUUUUGCAAAAUUUCUACGGCAUCCAUAAAACAAGCCCCAACUAAUUCUUAUUGAUAUUUUUCUAUUUCAAGAUCUGCAAACGGAUAUUUGCUGUUCUCUUGUUACCAGUUUUUACAUCACUGCAGAUUGUCAUGUCUGAAGUCUGCUCAAGUUCUAUCCGCCCUAAAUACAGAGAAAUGAUCGCUGCUGCUAUUAAAGUUUACAAGAAACGGACUGGCUCAUCACGCCAGGAAAUUCUCAAAUACAUCACUUCCUACUACAAUCUUGGUGAGAAUCACACAGCUGUCAACCACCAGCUAAAGCUUGCUCUAAAAGCUUGUGUUCAUGAUGGAAAUCUCAUACAGACUAAGGGUUCAGGGGCAAAUGGGUCCUUUCGUCUCGUUAAGACAUCAAAACAAAUAAACAAGGCGAAGAUAGUUCAAGCAACAAAGCCAACUGGUGCUAAGAAAUCACCAGUGAUGUCCCAGACUUUGAGUGUUCCUCAAAAUAUGUUACCACAGCAGAUCGCACCAGUGGCCCUUUAUGUUGUUAAAUCACAAAAUAUUAUUUCCAAAGCAGCAGAUUUUAAAUGUGUCAAUUUACAAAAUAAUGCUCCACCACAUGCCCCCAUCCAAAGGGUACAUUUUCCAGACAAUAGCGCCGUACAUAACGUUUCCUCCGAACAUUUCUAUUCACCGAAGUCUCUUACGUUGCAAGACACAUUACAAAACAUAAAACCACCAAUCAAUGGAAAUGCAGCGGUUUCUAAAAAAAAAUUCCAUUUGUGGACAAAAGACCUUUCUGACGAGAAUGAGAAACUUAAAUUACUUAAAAUGCGGAUUUUAAAAAAUUUCAAAGAAAACCCUAUUCCUGUCAUCACGUGUACACAUCCAAUAGUUCCAGAACUCACAAGUUUAUAUAGAAAUUGUAAGCUGUGCUACAUAAGAGGUAUGCAGAAAAAAAGUAUGGUCAAAUGCUAUGUUUGUAAUACUUUCCUAUGCUUAAAUGGAAAUAGAAACUGUCUCCUGGAGUUUCACAAGAGGGAUGAUGAUGAUGGUGGUGGUAGUGAUGGUGAUGAUGAUGGUGAUGAUGAUGGUGGUGGUGGUGAUGGUGGUGAUGGUGAUGAACAUUAAACGAUGCUUG
Messenger RNA from Lymnaea stagnalis (great pond snail), 5189 nucleotides. NCBI's taxonomy places the organism in Eukaryota, Metazoa, Mollusca, Gastropoda, Lymnaeidae. The record is from the annotation of a GenBank genome assembly.